This is a messenger RNA of Aspergillus puulaauensis, 1536 nucleotides long. RefSeq names its product FAD-binding oxidoreductase. Lineage: Eukaryota; Fungi; Ascomycota; Eurotiomycetes; Eurotiales; Aspergillaceae. Gene Ontology annotation, molecular function: oxidoreductase activity; FAD binding. The coding region runs from base 1 to 1536 and encodes 511 amino acids. The transcript has 5 exons. The record is from RefSeq and is a predicted model, not a curated record.
AUGAGAUCAUUCUUCAAGUACCUGGCGCUGGCUGCCUUGCCAGCAGCCACCUUGGCUCUUCCAUACCCCUUCAACGUGGCGACACGCACCCCUGCCCAGCAUAACCUUACAUCGACGAGUAUAAUCACCCAGCUUGGCCCAAUGCUGUCCUCCGAUGCUGCAAUCUAUGCGCAUAGCGACGAGCGCUGGGAAAACGCCACAUCACGCUGGCAGUCCUAUUCCAGCCCUGACUUUACCGUUGUGGUGGAAGCCGGAACUGAGGGCGAUGUGGCCGUUAUUGUCAAGUACGCCAAUUCCUAUGGUAUCCCCUUCCUCGCAGUCAAUACCGGCCACGGCGCCCCAAAGACACUAGGCACUCUGCGCAAUGGGAUCGAGAUUUCCCUGCGGCAGCUGGAUGAGAUCACAAUCGCCCAAGACGGAGAAUCAGCAUUCUUCGGCGGCGGUGUUUAUAGCGACCAGGUCAUUCAUACGCUCUGGGACGCCGGAUAUGUUGCUGGCACCGGCAGCUGCGCCUGCGUAGGCAUCAUGGGCCCAACCCUCGGCGGAGGACAUGGCCGCUACCAGGGCUUCUACGGUCUUAUCAUCGACAUGUUAAUUUCGAUGAACGUCGUCCUGGCCGAUGGGUCAACUGUGACUGUAUCCAACAGCUCCCAUCCUGACCUCUGGUGGGCAAUGCGCGGAGCAGGACACAACUUUGGCAUCGUGACCAGCUUCGAGGCCGACAUCCACCCGCGCACUGUGGACGAGUGGUAUAUCCACCGGUUCGUCUUCACGCAGGAUAAACUGGAGUCGGUGUUUGAGACUGUCAAUGCGCAGCAGAUGGCUGAAGAUGCCCCUGUGGAGCUGAUGAACUAUGGUGUCUUUACUUGGAAUGCCGAGUUUAGUACAACAGAGCCCAUCCUCGAAUUCUUCAUCCACUACGUCGGCACCGCCGAGAACGCCGCUCCAUUCCUGCAGCCAUACGAUGCGCUCGACCCCGUCGUCUCAACCGGCCAGUACCACCCAUACCCCGAUGUCCCCGACGCAACAGGCACAGGCGUCCACAGCCCCAUGUGCCAGCACGGUAAAACCAACAUGCAAUUCCCCUUUGGCCUCCUCGAGCACAAUAUCACCGCGACCCGGCAGAUCUACGACUACUUUGCGAAUGUCACGGCCGCGCAGCCGGUCUACAACCAGUCCAUUGUCGUCUUCGAGGCAUACUCGCUGCAGGGCGUGCAGGCUGUUGACCCAGCUAGCUCGGCGUUUCCGCAUCGUGAGGAUAGGUUUCUUUGUGAUGUCCUGAUAACCUACGAGCCAGACAGCUCCCUCGACAACCGGGCCAUCGCUAUCGGAAAGCAGAUCUCGAGGCUCUGGGCCGAGGGCCAGCCAGGCCAGGAGGAGCAUAUCUAUGUCAACUACGCCUUUGGGGACGAGCCUCUGGAGCAAGUGUACGGGUCUGAGCCGUGGAGGCUAGACAGACUCCGGGCUGCGAAGGCGAAAUAUGAUCCGAAUAAUAUCUUUCGAUACUAUAACCCUCUUGUUCGGGGUUCAAAGUGA